Cannabis sativa is the source of this 964-nucleotide messenger RNA. RefSeq names its product PITH domain-containing protein At3g04780. NCBI's taxonomy places the organism in Eukaryota, Viridiplantae, Streptophyta, Magnoliopsida, Rosales, Cannabaceae. Bases 174 to 707 code for a protein of 177 amino acids. The transcript is spliced from 8 exons. The record is from RefSeq and is a predicted model, not a curated record.
ACGGCGCCGUUUCACAAUGUCGGGUACACAAGAAAGCAUCUUUUGAGGAGAUUGCCCAGUUGUAUUGUAUAUGUACACAUUUGGUUCCAUUUCAUUAUUUCUUUACUUUCUAUCGUUCUCUACUCUUCCUUCAUCCUCUCUACCAAGUUCACCUUUCGUUUUUAUCAUUAAUCAUGUCUGCGGAAUCGGCUACUGCAAUUCCAAGAAGCCAAGUUGAUCUGGUGGACUUCAUUGACUGGUCUGGGGUUGAAUGCCUCAACCAAAGCACGAGUCACUCUCUUGCAAACGCUCUCAAGCAGGGUUACAGAGAAGAUGAUGGUUUGAAUCUGGAGAGUGAUGCAGAUGAGCAGCUUCUGAUUUACAUUCCUUUUAAUCAAGUGGUGAAAUUGCAUUCUUUUGCCAUCAAGGGACCUGAAGAGGAAGGUCCCAAGACUGUAAAACUUUUUUCAAACAAGGAGCACAUGGGGUUCAGCAAUGUCAAUGACUACCCACCAAGUGACACUGCCGUUUUGUCCCCUGAUAGUCUUACGGGAAAACCAGUUGUUUUGAAGUAUGUUAAGUUUCAGAACGUUCGCAGCUUGACAAUAUUUAUUGAGGACAAUCAAUCUGAUUCUGAAGUUACAAAAGUCCAAAAAAUCUGUCUCUAUGGCACAACGGUGGAAACGACAGACAUGAAGGGUUUGAAGAAGAUUGAGGAUGGCCACUAAAGAAAUGAAUUAGAUGGGUGGAUACAACAAUUUGGAUUACUGGAACUAUUGUUGAUUUUCACUUUGCUUUUUCAAAUUUUUUUGAUUGAAAUUGCAAUUUGCAAUAUAAUAACUUUCAUGUGAAUUCAAGUUGCUUUUUUAUAACCAAUUAUUGCCCCCAGAAUUUCUGGUUAAGCCUACUUUGUGGUUUGUUAUUUGCCUCAUUUUAUUCUGGAGAGAAAGGAUUGAUGGAAUGACAAAAAAUCAUUUUUAUUUCA